Schistocerca cancellata (South American locust) is the source of this 2940-nucleotide messenger RNA. RefSeq lists its product as uncharacterized. Lineage: Eukaryota; Metazoa; Arthropoda; Insecta; Orthoptera; Acrididae. The transcript is spliced from 3 exons. The record is from RefSeq and is a predicted model, not a curated record. The coding region runs from base 53 to 370 and encodes 105 amino acids.
AUCACUCUGACAAAAGAGUGUGCUGUUUCCUUGAUAUGGUAUCUGGUCAGCAAUGCCAUUGGGACCAAAUGAAAGUUACGGCAGAUACCACACAGAAGCAAUUACUGUUACUGGAAUACCAGUAAUGUUUAUUAAAUUCAGUUAUAAAGUAGUUCUGGGCAUUGCAGCUGGUGAGCAAUGUCAUUGGGCACUAAAAGAAGUUCAGUUACGAUGGAUUUCUGGCCUUCAGUCAAUGGGAAAAUUCACACCAGAUUGCAUCAAGACUGUUAUAUUCCAAGGAUAUCUUGGAAGAUUGAUAGUAUUCCUGAAGGAAAACAAUCCAUGUAGUAUUUCACGUGUGUAUCAAACUGCCAUAAUUUGUGGCACAUAAAUGUUUGCAACUUGAUUGUAAUUUUUGACAGGUUUCUCAACAAUCCAAGAAUUUCUUGUAAUGAGAAGUAGACAUUGUUGCUUGGGUAAAGGAAAUACAAAUCACGGUCAGUACAACUACCUUAUUAACUUUCCACAGAUAAAUAUUUUUCACUACUGCUACUUAAAAAUUCAAAUGUGUGACAAAGUUUGCUUACAGAACUUGGCAUAAAGAUCUCCCUUAUUUGUAUUUUUUAGAUAGCUCUUAUUGUUUGAUCCUUCAAAUGGAAUGCUAUGACCUCCAUGUGAUCUAUUCCUUAGUAGUUAAUUAUCCAUUAAGGCACAAAUAUAUGAACAUUACAAUGAGAGGGGUCUUUAUGCCAGGCCCUGUAAAAGUAAUGGCAUCUUACUUAAUAUUAUUGUUGGGAAUUUGAUGGCACAGCUGUGGGGAGACCACAAAUUUCAGGGUUUGCUAACUGCAAAUCUGGCACACAGUUGCUGAGUGAUUCAAGUACUUUUCAUAAUGUUUCACUGUUGAUACAGUUGUAUGUGAGAUUAUAAACCUGUUUGAACAACACCUUCACUUCAAAUUGCUGCAAAGAAAUGGUUAAGGUAUCAGUGUGAUGCUCUGUGUGUUUCCUCAACUGUGUCCUCAUUGCUACUAUCUUCAUGUGAAAUUACUGCAGACACACUUCUGAAACCAAACCUGUACAUCUCGUGAAGACAGAUUAAUGGGCUAUUCCUGCAGCUUUCUGGUAUUUUAUCAAAACCCCACUCUGGAUAGAAAAUAAAGAUUGCACAGAAAUGCUUGCAUGGGUAUUUAUAUAUCUUAAAAUCUUCACAUGCGCAGUUUGGUAGAGCAAAGCUUACAACAUAAUUACAGUCUUUGAACAUUGUACUCUCCAUACAAAACAUUGUCCAACUUCACAUUCACUAAUCUUGCAGUUAACUCAACUUUCCCUGGCGCAUAUCACUGUAUGACAUGUUUCACAAACUUCAUUUAAAAAAAAAAUGAAAAAACAGUGGAACAUGUCUGUUAUGAUUUGAUGGCAGAAUUCUGCAGACAGUACUUUCUAAUUAGGCUUGGAAGAAAUUGAUUUCUUAUAUCCCUAGUAGCCCCAUUGAAGGUCCCAUCUGUGUUCCAUUUUAGUAAAAAAAUGUUUACAAUCUUGUUCAUGGCUUCAACUCCACUUGUAAUGUCAAUGGUAUCAAAAUUGCCCUUGUUCUCAUAAGCUUCCACUCACUUUUCAUGUACCAAUAGCCACUGCUGUUAAACGUACGGUGAUGCAUAUUCGUUUCUCUGAGAAGCCUCGCUAUCUCUUUUGUAUGAUCUGUAAAUUCUCUGUUGGUGAUUCUGAAAUUCCUUGCCACAUGCCCAGAAAUCUCUUCGUGUCAUUUGGUAUAUAUUCAGCCAUCUUCCUCAAACCUGUUUGACUGAAAAGGCACAAGUACACUUUUGUCUGAGGAAAUGCUUGAUCAGUUGCAUUUAUCUCAGACUAUAAGAAAUCAGUAACCCAGUAGAUGGGAUUCCAAUCCUUGAAAAUGGCUAGUGCUUCAUGAAUGGAUCUCGCAUUUUCAACUUGAAUGAAAAAGAAAACCAAAUAACCCGCAUUACUCUUUACAGCUAUAAAAAAAUAAAGGCAUAUCAUGUGUUGUUGUUUUGUAUGUUGCAUAUAACAACUAUCCCUGUACUUCUUCAAAAGAUCUCUUUGCUAACAGCUCUGAUAGAAAAAAGUGAUGGUUUCACUCCUCCAUUGGCACCUAUACCAUGUUUGUAAUAAAUCAUGUGAUUGCUUUAUUCCUUGUGCCACUCGUCAGCAUGAUUCUGCAAUCUAGUCUCGUCAAACAAUGCUUUAUUUGUACGUUACAAGGUCCAAUAUGUGUGAAUAUAAUUUUUUUCAGUGGGGUAAAAUGUAGUAUUCAUUAGACCUGGUAUGUGUGUCCCAGUGAAAUUAUCAAUAAAUGUAUCUAGAGCCAAAUUAUUGGCUGUAUAAUGUCAUUCCAUCGUGCACGUGAAUUUGUAUUUCCUUUACAAGCUAUUGUUAGCAUGUGUGUGUGUGUGUGCGCGCUGAUUUGCUGGAGAAGCAGAGAGAUAGUCUUUCAGCUAUCUUUGAGACAUUUAAAGGAGGUGCUUUAGAAAUGAGUGUCCUGAUUGAUAUGAAAAACAGUUUUCAAAUUUUCUGUACAAACUGUAAACAGUUCCUCAGUUGGUGAUUGUGGAAGAGAUUGCCAUAGCCACAGUAUUGAUCCACUGUCAGGUGGUAAACCUAGGAUUUCCUUCCAGUAUGAGCCAAGUGAAGUAAAACUGUGGUUGGAGAAACGUUUUAUAUUCUUAAACUGAGUAUUUGUAACCCAUUAUGUUGGAUUGCAGUUCAUGUGUCAACACUUAAAAAUGUUUAGUUCUUCACUGAUGACACAUGAUACAAUUUCAAUUUUUAAGGCUAUUCUGUGUCAGGUUAAAUUUUGAAUUAUCCAUUUAAGCUUAUUUUUUUGCUGUGUGACAGAUGGAUUUAUGUUCAUUUAAUAUUUUUAAUGUUGAUUGUGAUAAGGUGUAAUCAUAUGUAAAUGCCCAAUAAAAUAGAUUGAUAUUUA